Molecule: messenger RNA, 4206 nt
Organism: Emiliania huxleyi CCMP1516
Lineage: Eukaryota; Haptophyta; Isochrysidales; Noelaerhabdaceae
Exons: 9
Coding region: 1-4206 (1401 amino acids)
Source: RefSeq, a predicted model, not a curated record
AUGCGCCUCCUUCUGCUCGGCGUUCUUGCGGGGCUCGCGGGCGGCGCCGCUCUCGUCGCGGGCGUCGCCCGCGGCUCGGACUCGAUCAUGCACACCAGCAUCGGCUUCGACGGGCACUCGACGGAGGCGGCGCGCUCGGCGCCGCCCGGCUGUGAGAUCGCAGCCGGGGUCACCUCCCAAUCAGCGUGCGGCGCCGGCCGCAUCACGCUGGGCGUCACUGCCGACGUCCAGCGCAAGAUCUUCAACAACCGCGGCAGCUUCAGCGGGCCGCACAAGACGUGCUCCGCCUUUGACGGCUGCCGCGGCGGCGGCGACUUGGCGGACAAGCUGGUGAGACUCGCCGGCAUCGGGUGGCACGGGCCGAACGCCUCCGCGUCGCUCGGCGACGACGCGUGCGCGGAGGCGGCCAACAAGGAGAUGUGCAUCAUGAACGUGCGCACGUGCGCGACCAGCGAGUCCUGGGACGCGAACGUGGGCAACAAGUCGAGCGAGUUCUCGCUCGAGGGCAACUCGGCGCACGCGUGGAACAAGGGCGUCGCCCUCCACGCCGGUUUGCUCGAGGCCCCCCUCGGUUUCGACCGCAAAUUUCUCUACCCGCUGGCGGGAACGCUGCACGCCUCUGGCACCUGCAGUGCAGGCGGCGGCGAGACAUUGGGGCAGUCUCGGCCGACAACCGAGAAGCUCUUGAUUGGCGCGCGCGACUUCGUUCGCGCUAUCGUCAACAAGAUUAGCUCUUUGAUGACGGCGAUCCAGCAGAGCCAGCUGCGCUCUGAGCGCAAGGCUGGCGCGGAUCUGUCGCAGAUGAACGCGGCGGAGGAGGGCGCCAGCACCGGCACGCACGGCGCGAUCAUCGGACGGAAGGGGCGGACGGUGCCGGCCUUUGCGCACCCCUCGAGCGCGUCCGAGCUCAUUGGCGCUGAGACCGCACCUUCAACGGCCGCUAUCGAGGCGAAACUCGCCGUCGGCGGGGCUGAAGUCAACGGCGAAGAGCACGGCCUCGCCACACCGCUCCACGCGAGCAAGGGGCGAGUCGGCACCGACGGUGGGAGCGGCUCCUCCCCACCCGGCCUCCUACUGGCCAGUACCUCCAGUCCCGGCGCUGACAUCGACGUGGUCGCCGACCCCUCGUCGGGCGGGACCGCGACUGUCCACGCGAGCGCCACGGCGCACUCCGCUGGCACGCGGGCGGCGACGCUCCGUGCGGCGUCCGCCGUGCAGGGCAGCAACACGAGUCGGCUCGCGUCUCCCAAGGCGCUUCCCUCUGGGCUGGUCUCAAGUUGCCAGAUGCGGCUCUCUGAGCCAACCCUCGCCUGCCGCGCCGACGUCGGCGAGGCGCUGGGCACGUCGUGGGCCUCCGGGCAGCAGCUGCUUCGGCCUACGCAGGGCGAGAAGCUGCUCCAGACCGGCGCGCGCGGCUUCGUGCGCGCCUUCGUCGACAAGAUCAGCACUUUGAUGACGGCGAUCCAGCAGGGCCCGCUGCGCCCUGAGCGCAUGGCUUGCGCGGCUUGCGCGGAUCAGUCGCAGAAGAACGCGGCGGAGGGCGCCCUCCUGACGGCGGGUGUGCUGCCCCUCGCCCACGAGUGCGGCGCGGCGGCGGCCGCGACCACCAGCGGCCCCAUCGCGGGCGACACGGAUCACAGCACCGGCACGCACGGCGCGAUCAUCGGACGGAAGGGGCGGACGGUGCCGGCCUUUGCGCACCCCUCGAGCGCGUCCGAGCUCAUUGGCGCUGAGACCGCACCUUCAACGGCCGCUAUCGAGGCGAAACUCGCCGUCGGCGGGGCUGAAGUCAACGGCGAAGAGCACGGCCUCGCCGCACCGCUCCACGCGAGCAAGGGGCGAGUCGGCACCGACGGUGGGAGCGGCUCCUCCCCACCCGGCCUCGCCGUGGCCAGUACCUCCAGCCCCGGCGCUGACAUCGACGUGGUCGCCGACCCCUCGUCGGGCGGGACCGCGACUGUCCACGCGAGCGCCACGGCGCACUCCGCUGGCACGCGGGCGGCGACGCUCCGUGCGGCGUCCGCCGUGCAGGGCAGCAACACGAGUCGGCUCGCGUCUCCCAAGGCGCUUCCCUCUGGGCUGGUCGCAAGUUGCCAGAUGCGGCUCUCUGAGCCAACCCUCGCCUGCCGCGCCGACGUCGGCGAGGCGCUGGGCACGUCGUGGGCCUCCGGGCAGCAGCUGCUUCGGCCUACGCAGGGCGAGAAGCUGCUCCAGACCGGCGCGCGCGGCUUCGUGCGCGCCUUCGUCGACAAGAUCAGCACUUUGAUGACGGCGAUCCAGCAGGGCCCGCUGCGCUCUGAGCACGAGGUUUGCGCGGCUUGCGCGGAUCAGUCGCAGAAGAACGCGGCGGAGGGCGCCCUCCUGACGGCGGGUGUGCUGCCCCUCGCCCACGAGUGCGGCGCGGCGGCGGCCGCGACCACCAGCGGCCCCAUCGCGGGCGACACGGAUCACAGCACCGGCACGCACGGCGCGAUCAUCGGACGGAAGGGGCGGACGGUACCGGCCUUUGCGCACCCCUCGAGCGCGUCCGAGCUCAUUGGCGCUGAGACCGCACCUUCAACGGCCGCUAUCGAGGCGAAACUCGCCGUCGGCGGGGCUGAAGUCAACGGCGAAGAGCACGGCCUCGCCGCACCGCUCCACGCGAGCAAGGGGCGAGUCGGCACCGGCGGUGGGAGCGGCUCCUCCCCACCCGGCCUCGCCGUGGCCAGUACCUCCAGCCCCGGCGCUGACAUCGACUUUGUCGUCGACCCCUCGGCGUGCCUUGAGCUGUCGCUGCGUAGGCAGGUCAAGAAGACGGGGGCGGGCCGCAGCCACGAAGCUGGCUCCGUGCAUUGGCUCGCCAGCGCACGUGCUCUCCGAGUUGGCAUUGUGAUCCUCUUCUUCCUCGACAUGUCGGACGAGUGCAGCGGCGGCGUCGCCCCCGAUGCGCGCAAGGGCCCCGGAUGCGUAGCGGGCUCCAACCUGAAAAAAUACCUAGGCGAGUCGCUGACCACGGCCCAAUGCCAGGAACGCUGCGUCGAAUGGGCAGGGGAACAAGCAUGCGUGGGGUUCGAGUUUGGCGUCAAUCACGGCAGAAACGAUGACUACAAGCCGGGAGACUGCUGCUGCGCGCACAGAGACGGUAGGAGGGACAGCGUGUACUACGAAAGCAAUUGCGUCCCGCUGACGACCGGCCGCUGCCAGCCGGAGUGCUGGGCCAAGGGCGAAUGCGGCUCGGGCGCCGACUACGACAUGGACGGCAGUCAGAUCAUCCCUUGCAGCUCGAGUUGGCAACACUUUCCUCAAGCUUGCGUUUAUGGCAACAAUCUGGAACCGAAACACUAUGGCAAGACCACGGCCCAAUGCGAGGCUCUCUGUGUCGCAUACGGCACAACAUGCUUGGGCUUCGAGUUCGGCGUCAAUCACGGCAGAGGCGAUGACAACUGGCCGGGAGACUGCCAGCUCUCAAGCAGUGCUGCAUACUCCACCACGGGCUGCGGGCAAUCCCACAACCUCGACUUCUACCUCGUCCGGACCGUGGAUGAGCUACGCGCGGCUCUCGAGGGUAACGCCUCAGACAUAGUGCUCGCACCGGGUCGGUACUCGCUUACUAAGCAAAUCGUGAUCGAGCGAUCGCUCACUCUCCGUGCACUCACGCCAAGGACAGCGGUGCUCGAUGGAGGGGACAAAACAAGGGUGAUCUACGUCGACAUGAGCAGCAGGAACAUAAGGUGCAAGAACGACGACGGUUGGUUAAACACCAAGUACGAGUCCGUGUUUCUGGACGGACUCGUCAUUCAAAAUGGACGGAGUGAUGGUGGUGCGGGGAUCUUUGCGAUUGCAAGUGAUGAAUGUCGCUUGCACCUGAACGUCAAGGACAGCGAGUUUAAUGACAAUGAGCGUGGCAGAUCUGGCUCGGGGGGCGCACUCUCCACCGACCUUCCUGUUUACAGCUCUAUCUCGAAGUCUGUCUUCCGUCGCAAUCGCGCCCACGGAGAAUCAUACCAGAAGACAGGAACAUACGAUGGCACGGGCGGUGCCAUCGCUGUCCACUCCAGUCGCGCGCUCUUCAUCGACGAGUGCGUGUUUGAAGAUAAUCACGCCGACCGCGAAGGCCACCACCUUUUUGCUGAAAUUAGACAACAAGGAGGGCAGAAUUUCCCCAGUGAGUGGCAGAGUGGCUUUCCGGCAGAAUACGUGGCCCAGCACGGGGCCGACAAACAGUAA